Komagataella phaffii GS115 is the source of this 1551-nucleotide messenger RNA. Its product is annotated as B-type cyclin involved in cell cycle progression. Gene Ontology annotation, molecular function: cyclin-dependent protein serine/threonine kinase regulator activity. Gene Ontology annotation, cellular component: cytoplasm; cyclin-dependent protein kinase holoenzyme complex; nucleus. The record is from RefSeq and is a predicted model, not a curated record. Bases 1 to 1551 code for a protein of 516 amino acids. Gene Ontology annotation, biological process: mitotic cell cycle phase transition; regulation of cyclin-dependent protein serine/threonine kinase activity. NCBI's taxonomy places the organism in Eukaryota, Fungi, Ascomycota, Pichiomycetes, Pichiales, Pichiaceae. The transcript has a single exon.
AUGACGACAAGGAGACUUCCUCGACCAAUCUCCAAAAGAGAACAAGAGAUUUACAAGUUGGGACCGCCCAGGAACACCAAACCUGGAGCUACAAAUUUAGAGUUGGACAAAUAUGAACAAAUUUGCAACAGGAAACUUAUCGAUGAGUACUUAAACGAUGUCUUGCAUUACCAUGCCGCUUUAGAGGAAUUAGAUCCUGUUAACGCGAGGAUGAUUGACUUGCAACCAGAGAUCAGUUGGUAUAUGCGUCCUUAUCUGAUUAGCUUUCUGAUUGAGGUUCAUUUAUCCUAUCGUCUGAAGGCUUCCACCUUAUUUUUGUGUGUCAAUUUGAUUGAUAGAUAUUGUUCUAGGAGAAUUGUCUUCAAACAGCACUAUCAACUGGUGGGAUGCACCGCUCUGUGGAUUGCCGCCAAAUAUGAAGAUAAGAAGUCCAGGGUUCCUUUGUUGAAAGAUUUAGUACUGAUGACCCAGAAUAGUUUUGAUGAGUCUAUGUUUAAAGAGAUGGAGUUGCAUAUGUUGAGCACUUUGGAUUGGCAAAUCGGCCAUGUGUCUUUGGAAGAGAAUUUGCAAUCAAUAAUGUUAUGCUUUGAAAUCGACUCACUAACUGUCUCCCACCACGUUACAGGUGAUCAUAAAGCGCUUCGAAGCGCGCUAGUGGCCAUUUCCCGUUAUCUUUGCGAACUAUCGCUCUAUCAUAGGAGUUUCAUAUGUGUUUCUCCAAACAUAAUCGCUACCACUGCUACGCUAAUCUCUUGUACAGUGUUGGAGAUAUCUAACGGAACAGAAUUUAUAGAUGACCUUGUACAAGAUAUCCUAAGAGAUAAGCAACAACCUGAAAAUUAUGAUAUUGAUGAUAUGGAUGAUAUCUUCUUCUCAGACAAUGAAGAUGAACUUAAUGAUGAAAAUGAACCCUCAUACAACUCUCGUGUCAUGUGUCCUCCGUUUGUUACCAACUUUGACGGUGAACAAACACUUCGAGUGAUGAAGUUAGUAGCACUUCUAUUUUUGACAUGUAUGUUGGAUCCCCCGGAUAUUUUGGUUGACAAAUAUAAGCCUUUGGGUGUGAUAGACGUACUUUCUGGAUAUCUUUCAACGAAGCAAGAUCACAUUCAACAUCAAAUGGAUAUGCUAGAUCCUUCUAAGCUGGACUUUGAAGCCUCAGAGAAAACAUAUCAACUUCUACUUGAGACUAAUCCACAAUUACUACAAACGGCCGAAUGGCUACUGAGUAUCACAGAAAUCAAAUCAUCAAUCUCUUUCCAGCUACCCCACACUCCAAACCAAGAAGAAUCCUCUGAAUCUCUUUAUAGAGAUACAAUUUACUCGCUUCCAAAAUAUCCCGACACAACAAAUUACACUGCCAAGAGCUCAAGAGAUACGUUAAUGUUAUCCUCAUCUCCUUCGAUGCCUCCACUCACUCCACCAUCUGUCGCAUCUACGCACUUUUCAAGUUCUUCUAUGAGAAGCCCAUCCCAUGUUGUUUCCUAUGAAAACAACCCUGCCAAGAAACAAGUGAUUACUUAUCCGUCUUCAUCACCGAUAUUUAAUUAG